CAGGACGGAACUCAGGGAUGUGGGGGAGGGCGGAAACCGGAAGCGGAAGCGGCUCCGGGGUGGUGGCGAUGCUGCCCGCGGCGGUGCGGGAGCGGGUGGCGGCCGUGCACGGCGCGGCGGCGCUGCCCGAGCUGCUCCGUCUGUACGACGGGUGGGCCGCCCGCUACGAGCAGGACGUGGCCGCGCUGCAGUACCGGGCGCCGGUCCUGGCCGCCGCUGCGCUCGCCGCCGCUCUGCCCGGGCCGCCCGGCGCCGCCCGCGUGCUCGACGUGUGCUGCGGCACCGGGCUGGUGGCGAGGGAGGUACCGGCAGCGACCGGGCUCGGGCGUUGGGGAGGAACCGGCCGGGACGGGAACCGGGGCGCUGGGGCGCGGGAGGUGCCGGUCAGGUUCGGGGCCCGGAGCCCGGUACCGAGCGCGCCCCGUCCCGCAGCUGCGGCGGCGCGGGUUCGGGCUCCCAGACGGCGUGGACGGCAGCGCGGAGAUGCUGGCGCGGGCACGGGGCGCGGGGCUGUACCGGGAGCUGCGGCGCUGCGUGCUGGGCUCGGAACCGCUGCCCGCGCCCGCAGGGCACUACGACGCCGUCACCGUGGUGGGGGCCCUGGGCGAGGGGCAGGUGCCCAGCGCGGCCGUGACCGAGCUGCUGCGUGUCACCCGGCCCGGGGACACCGUCUCCAGCAGGGACACUUGCCAUGGGUGCCCCCAUCCCUUCUGGCAGGAGGCAUCCUGUGCCUGACGACACGGAGCAACCCCUCCAACCUGCGGUACAAAGCAGAGCUGGAGGCCACGCUGGAGCGGCUGGAGUCUCAGGGAGCCUGGGAGAAGGUGCUGGCACAGGAGGAGGAUCGCUGGGAGAGGGCCACCUCAGAGGAGGAGAGCACCCAGGGCACCGGCUACAUCUCCGGGGUGGUCUACAUCUAUCGGAAAUGCCCUGUCCCCUGGCUUCCCGAGAGCUGAGAGCCAACGUGGGUCUGCGAAGGGUGGGGUGAGUGCUUGGCCCCUUGGAAACCAGCCCAGCCAUCCCCCUCCUGGAGCUGAGGGAGACCAGGUUUGUUGGGGACAAUCAGAGGUAGAAUGUCACCGUCUCCUUGCCCUUGAGGUCCAUGUGGGCGUUGUCUGCUCCUCAGCAUGGGAACUGUCCCCUGGUUUCACUGGGGUCUUCUGGGUGCUACCAUGAACUAUGACAUUCUGGUACUGCCCCCCAUACCUUUGUCUUCACCACAGCAUCUCGCAGGCCCACCUGGCUCUUCAUGGCUAUCUCCUCUCUGGGGUGCCUUCCCCCCACCAUGUCCACCUCUCAGCCCUCAGUUAAAAAUCUACAUCUUUACCUUCCCAAACCCCCACGGUCUUCACCUGGGGACCAUUCCAUGAUGAUCCCCAUCACCAUGUCCUGUACUCUCCCAUCCUGGUCCUCCCCAGUAGCCAACCCAGUGCCCCCUGAGGUGCAGGAGACCCCAGUGUCCCAGCCAGGAGCAGCUCUGCCAAGGUGACACACAGCUGGAGAAGCUUUCAGACUAUCACAUCCUCCUUUCAUCCCAUAACUCAUUUUCCUACAGCUUUGUAGUUCGUGGUCAGGGUGGGAAAUGAGGCUGGAAGGGACUUGAGGAGCCGGUGGUUGCUCCCCACCCAGGAGCCUUGCAGAGCUGCCGGCUCUGCCUGUUUCCCCAGCCGUGCUGCCUCCACCCUCCUCCACCUUGGGAAGGUUUUUACCCAAAUCUCAGGCUGGGAUGUUUCCUCUUCUCUUCCCCACGCCUGUUCCAGCUUCUCCCGUUCCCACGGGUUUCUUCCCUCCCCUCAGGUGCUCAUCCCAGGCAGGAGGUGGUGUCUGUCCCUGUCCUCAUGUCCUCCGCCACAUCUCACAUCUCCCACCCUCGCCCUCCCCAUCACUCUUGCCAUUCCUCGAUGUUGUCCCCCAAGGACUCGGAGUCCCUGUACCCAUCG
Molecule: messenger RNA, 1940 nt
Organism: Cuculus canorus (common cuckoo)
Lineage: Eukaryota; Metazoa; Chordata; Aves; Cuculiformes; Cuculidae
Gene: METTL27
Product: methyltransferase like 27
Exons: 4
Coding region: 18-956 (312 amino acids)
Source: RefSeq, a predicted model, not a curated record